Brassica oleracea var. oleracea is the source of this 1354-nucleotide messenger RNA. RefSeq lists its product as uncharacterized. The transcript is spliced from 2 exons. Lineage: Eukaryota; Viridiplantae; Streptophyta; Magnoliopsida; Brassicales; Brassicaceae. The record is from RefSeq and is a predicted model, not a curated record. Bases 170 to 1354 code for a protein of 394 amino acids.
UAUAUAUUGAGAAGAGUAAUAUACGUACAUUUCAAGGGAAACAAUAUCACUUACAUGGUAUCAGAGGGUUCUAGCGAUCCAGAACCAUUUUAAUUCCCUGCGCCUCUCUCUUCUCUUUUUCAUUCCGCAAUAUCUCUUUCCUCACCUUCAAUCUUUUCUUUUCUCUAUCAUGGCGGUUCCUCCUGCACAAAUCGAACGUGCCUAUGGUGUUACUAACAUCAAAAACCAAAUUCCCUUCGUCUUGGACAUUGAAGAUGGCAACUAUGAUGCCUGGAGGGAACUUUUCCUCACGCUUUGCCAAAGCUUUGAAGUAUCCGGCCAUCUCGACGGAACGUUGUUACCAGCAAACGAUGCAGACGAGCCUUGGAAGAAACGCGACGGGCUGGUAAAGCUGUGGAUCUAUGGCACCCUGUCCAAAGAUCUCUUCAAGAGCACCUUCAAAACAGGAGGAACUUCGAGGGAGAUCUGGCUACGGUUGGAAAACUUCUUCAGAAACAACAAGGAGGCUCGGGCCAUACAACUCGAUCACAAGCUGCGUAACACGGAGAUUGGAGAUCUCUCCAGUCAUGCUUACUCUCAGGAACUCAUGUCUAUCGCUGAUCUACUCUCCAACCACGACGCUCCGGUGAGUGAGAGAACGCUGGUAACUUACCUUCUAAAUGGUCUCAAUGCCAAAUAUGACAACAUCAUAAAUGUCAUCAUGCAUCGUCAGCCAUUCCCAAGCUUUGAGGAAGCGAGAUCUAUGCUUAUCCUCGAGGAAGAACGCCUCGGAAAAGGUAAGAAGCCGCAACCUUCCAACAAAGACUCAGCCUCUUCGGCGAAAGUCCUUGCUGCAACUGAAUCGGGUCCUGACCAGAAGGAACAACACACCAAGAACCACCAACAGCAACGCUUCAAUCAAACAAAAGGGCACAGAGGAAGGGGAGGACAACGUGGCAAAGGCAGGAAUCAACAUACCGGCUCUCGUCCUCAGUACAACCAGUGGAACACUCCUUACUGGCAAGGCGGGUUCCAGAUGUGGGCACCUCAGCAGUUCAAUCCUUGGGCUCAACUCCCUUACGCUGCAUCUCCCCAGCCAGGUCUGUUAGGUCCAAGACCGCAACGCCAACUACACGGACAGACCUCACACGGUGGGAAUCAGAAACAUGAGCCAGCUGUGGACUUUGCGCAAGCCUACAACACGCUGACACUCAUUGAUCCGUCCGAUACAAAUUGGUAUAUGGACUCGGGAGCAACUGCACACCUUUCAAACACCACAGGUAAUCUUAAGUCUGUUUUUAACAAUAGCAUUGGAAAAACAGUUACAGUUGCAAAUGGAGGAUCUUCAUACGAAGAGGACGAUACUCCGCAGUGA